This is a messenger RNA of Patiria miniata (bat star), 2507 nucleotides long. RefSeq names its product protein deadpan-like. The transcript is spliced from 4 exons. Gene Ontology annotation, cellular component: nucleus. Gene Ontology annotation, molecular function: protein dimerization activity; RNA polymerase II cis-regulatory region sequence-specific DNA binding; DNA-binding transcription factor activity, RNA polymerase II-specific. Bases 329 to 1672 code for a protein of 447 amino acids. Gene Ontology annotation, biological process: regulation of neurogenesis; regulation of transcription by RNA polymerase II; anterior/posterior pattern specification. The record is from RefSeq and is a predicted model, not a curated record. NCBI's taxonomy places the organism in Eukaryota, Metazoa, Echinodermata, Asteroidea, Valvatida, Asterinidae.
AAUUAGCUGCGCUCCGCUGAUUGGUCGAGUGUCUUGGAAUUCGCUGGUGGGAACCUGUGUGUUAUGGAAUGUUCACACGAGUCGGCAAGGCAUGCGUAAAUGAACCGUUCAAUAGCGACGUGCGGCCAAGAAGUUAGUCAAAGUGCUGUGUGAAGGCAUUCGAUGCGCAAAUCCCAUCACAUGUAACUUGAAAUAUUCCUGUCACUGCACUGAAGAUAUUCAGUCAUACAAUCGCCGUACGUCCCGGCACACGCCACACGCUCCGCUCUCUGGAUUUAUAUUAUUCCUCGGAUUUUUUUCUACUGCUCCAUUCUCGUUUUGCUUGAAGAUGCCGAUAGAUACCAGCAACAAGCCAAAGAUGCACGAAGGCCGAAAGUCUUCCAAGCCAUUGAUGGAGAAGAGGCGUCGGGCCCGCAUCAAUGACAGCCUCGGCCAGCUCAAGACGCUCAUCUUGGAAGCCACCAAUAAAGAUAGUUCCCGCCAUUCUAAGUUGGAGAAAGCUGAUAUCUUGGAGAUGACUGUCAAGUACCUUCGCAACAUGCAAAGACAACAGAUGUCGGCUGCCAUGAAUGGUGAUCCUAACCUGCUGAACCGCUAUCGCCUCGGCUACAGCGAAUGCAUCAGUGAGGUCUCUCGGUUUCUGACUGGGUCCUCCGAAUCCAAUGUGGAGGUACAGACCAACCUCAUCGGUCAUCUAGCCAACUGCUGCAGCCCGCAGCAACAGGGUGCAGCUGGCCAGCAGAAGCAGCAGCAACAACAGCAACAACAGCAGCAGCAAGUACAGGCAUCGCAGCAGCAGCAACAACAGCAAGUGACCUAUGCCCCCGCAGCUACCAUCUCCCAAGCGGCCACCGUCCCGACUUCCAUCCCAACAUCGGUCGUGCAGUCCCUUCAACAGCAACAACAGCAGCAGGCCCAGUUGCAACACCAGCAGCAACAACACCAGCAGCUUCAAGUAACUGUGCCUUGCUCGACUGCCCCCCAGUCUCUCCCUCAAGCCGUCGCAGUGAAUAUCCCGAGUCAGAUCCAUCCCGCGGGUCUCAAGACGGACACUAACAACAUUGCCCGUGUCAUCUCCGGCAUCCCAAUCGGUGUGCCGGGCACACUACCUUCGGGUGAGAUCACGGUGGUCCUGCCCUCUCAGGCUCUCCCAGGUGGGCAGCUUCCUAGCCACUUCAUCCCCGUCUAUGCCCAGAGCACACCUCUACUGUCACCGCCAGCCUCCUCACACAGCGGCAGCACCACCCCAUCACCCAUGUCUAGCCCCACUUCCUCCAUCAAUUCUCCGACCCACCUAGCAAACGCUCAGGUCUACCAGCCCACCAUCACCAGGGAGUCAUCCCCCCAGACGUGCUUCGUCCCGUCCCACACGAACUCCCACAUGAACUCAGCGGUCUUGUCCCCUGCCCCUUCCCCUGUCACACAUGGGGAUUCCAGGGGGUCAGCUUGCAGUCCAGUGGCAGGGAAUGUAGCCCCCGUCAUGGUCCAUGCCGCCCCAACAUUUGUCACCCUUCCGGCACCCUGUACCGUCUACCAGACCUCUCAACUACAAGUUGCUGAGAAUGCCCACAUCCAAGCCGUCAACCAAAGUCCACGCAGUACCGUCUUGCGACCCAUCAACGCAAACAUCCCACACCAAACCGAACACGAUUCCAUGUGGAGGCCUUGGUAAUAAAUGCCUCAACCAAAGACUGAACUCAAAAAUACUUAAAAACAAAUCGCAUGUAUAACUGUGUGCAUGGGAUGUGUGUCGUGAAGCUUGUUUUUGCAUAUUUUACCCGCCUUUUCCAUUUUCUAAUUAAGCUUGGCUAAGAAAAGAAAGAUGCAGCAUUCCUGACAAAGACACUUAAUGUAUUCCAUUUUUUUGUACUCCCGUGUAGCAUUCCAGUUCUUAAACAUCAGGUUUAAUCUCAUGCAAAUUUGUUAGCAAGUACAUUUUGUAUUCACAAGUAAAGCAUUCCUUCUGGGACUCUGUAUUGAGUAACUAAAUCGAAAGUUGAUCAUUCAUUUUCUCACGGGCCGUAACUUUGAACGGCAGUUUAGUCACCUGCCAAGGUGAUAUUUACUAUGCAAAAGCCUGGCACUGCUUCAAGUGACGUGAAAGUUGUCAUUGUUUGGUUUUCUUGAGUUGUACAUACAUGUAGUAAUUUAUUGAUACCUUCGAGAAAGCCAAUCGUGUGGAGAAAAAGCUAUGCAAAUGAAAACCUGUUUUCAUAUUUUGUAUAUACUCUAGAGUUUUUAUAUAAAGUUUUGUGCUUCCAGAAAAUUCUGAAAAAAAAAUCAAGACGAUAUGAAUGUUAUUCAAGAUUCUUGUGAAGAUAUUUUUGAUGAUGCUUGAUUUUGUUAGUCACCAUGGUUACCAAAGUAUUCAAUUCUCUUUUUGGUGUUCACCAAAUGUGCCGAGAUGAGUCUUAUUUGAUUUUUUUGUACGAUUUCUAAGAUAUAUUUUCAUAUUGUUGUGACUGGAGAAAAAUGAAUAAAAAUAUACAAGCGAGUGAAACAUAGAA